Molecule: messenger RNA, 1336 nt
Organism: Capsaspora owczarzaki ATCC 30864
Lineage: Eukaryota; Filasterea; Ministeriida; Capsasporidae
Exons: 10
Coding region: 44-1108 (354 amino acids)
Source: RefSeq, a predicted model, not a curated record
UUUUUUCCCCUCUCCCCAUACUCUUUGAUUUGCACACACACAAAUGGCUUCGCCCGGUCGAGCGUCACGCACAAAGUUCAGCGAAGAUGCAAUGCUGAUCUCUCUCGCCUCCGAGGCCGAGAAGCGCCUCGAUGCCAAGCGCAAGCAGCGCAAGGAGGCCAAGGCAGCCGUCAUGCAGCGCCAGGAGAGUCUCCAGCGCAAGGAGGCACAAAAGCUGAAUGCCACUUUCAGGGAGAAGGCCGAGGUCGAGAAGACCAUCAUGGAAAGCCGAAUGAACGUCCUGCUCUCUGGAGGAAAGGCAGAUGCAGGGCUUUCCGUUGGAACGGAUAUCGUUCAGACAGUCGCCGGCGAGAAGCUAGUGUCGCUGCGCCAACAGCUCGACCAGGCUUUGCAAUCCAAGACGAUGGUCGAGUCGUCGAAAUCGACGCUGCGCUUUGCCAUCGAAGACCUCAAAGAUCGGCUUGAGGAGCGCGAGGAAGAACUCAGCCAAGCGCUGAUUGACCUCAAAAUGUACCGCCAAAAGUACCAACAAGAGGAAGGCGCUCGUCUGCUCAUGGAAAAGAAUGCCGAAGAGUACUCCAAGGAAGUCGAUCGCAUGCGUGAGCAAGUGUUGCCAUUGUCGCAAGAAAUCGAAACUCAGAAGCAAGCGAAUGCGGAGCUUCAAGAGCGCCUUGCCUCUCUCGGCGAUGUCCAAAGCUCAAGCAGCAAGGUUUCCGAAAAGCUCGACGCGACUUUGAAAGAGCUGGCCGAGUCGCGCGCCGAGACUGCCGCCGCCAAAGAUUCAAACAAGCGCUUUGAGCAAGAAGUGGAUCGUUUGCGCGAGCAACUCAAGACCAUGGGCGAGAAGAGCAAGGGAAGCGAAGAAGCAAACAAGCUCCGCACACAACUCGAAGACGAGCAGCUGGCUAAGGGCCGUCUUGAACGCCAAGUCACCAAAAUGCAGCCGCGAAUUGAUCAGUUGGAGAAGGAUUUGACUGAAUCGGAGGCCCAGUUGUCCGACCUCAAGGCCGAGAAGCGAAAGACACAGCGCGAGCAGCGCCAAAUGCAAACACAAAUCACCGAGCUCCAGACCGAACUGAACGUCCUCAAGGCGACCAUGAAGAAGUGAUUUUCAGGACCCCUCCCUCCUGAUGUCAUGGUGCUCGUUGUCUGUUGAUUGGUUGGUUUCAGCAACCAGUUGUUCCGUUGUUGGUAGUUUUUUUUGUUUUCUGUGUUGGCUGUUAUCUGUCUUGUGUUAUUUCCCCCCCCCCCCAUUAUACUUUGCGCUUUGCGUUUCGUCUCCAAACCCGCUCCCUCUGUUCCCCAUGUUCGUUCGUGAAUUGCUUGCUCUGUUCAC